AUGGAUCCACUUGGUGGAGAACCAGCACUUAGGCCUUUACCCAUCUUUGAACUCACUCGACCUUCAGACUUACAACAAUUCGCGAUUGGUUCAGAUGCAGACGUAGGUGGUUUAUCAACAGUGCAACUGGCAAUUGAAGAAGGAUCGGGAUCAGAAUCAGAUAUGAGACCUAGAGGAGUAUUCAGGGGAGUUUUGAAGAACGAAUUAGGACCUACGGCUGAAAAGGCGGGUGUCAUCAAACGAGGUGGAUAUGCUGGAUUCCGUACAAAGGUAAGAAAAAUGCUUUUUGGGGAACAAACUUGGAAUGCGGAUCAUCAUCAAUUCUUGAGAUUAAGAGUCAGGAACUCUGGGGAUGAAAUGAAGUAUUACGUUAAUAUACAAACAGAAGGGCCUAUUUCAACUGAUAUUUUUCAACAUCGACUGUGGUUAGGUAAAGUAGGGGAAUGGGAAGAUGUACUGAUACCAUUUUCAAAUUUUGCUCUUACCAAUAAAGGAGAAGUGAUGAAAAAUCAAUUUGAAAUGCCAAGAGAUGAGAUUCGUACGAUUGGAAUCUCUGUAUUAGAAAAACCUGGUGUUUACGAACUUGGAUUAGAAAAAGUUGAUUGUGUUAGUGAGAUUGGAUUGAAAUUGGAAAAAGAAGGCAAUGGAGAAAAAAGUUAA
Molecule: messenger RNA, 660 nt
Organism: Melampsora larici-populina 98AG31
Lineage: Eukaryota; Fungi; Basidiomycota; Pucciniomycetes; Pucciniales; Melampsoraceae
Exons: 4
Coding region: 1-660 (219 amino acids)
Biological process (GO): mitochondrial respiratory chain complex I assembly; mitochondrial electron transport, NADH to ubiquinone
Cellular component (GO): mitochondrion
Source: RefSeq, a predicted model, not a curated record